Messenger RNA from Megalobrama amblycephala (Wuchang bream), 1675 nucleotides. RefSeq names its product tRNA methyltransferase 5 (gene trmt5). Bases 87 to 1577 code for a protein of 496 amino acids. The record is from RefSeq and is a predicted model, not a curated record. Gene Ontology annotation, biological process: mitochondrial tRNA methylation; tRNA N1-guanine methylation. NCBI's taxonomy places the organism in Eukaryota, Metazoa, Chordata, Actinopteri, Cypriniformes, Xenocyprididae. Gene Ontology annotation, cellular component: mitochondrial matrix; cytoplasm. The transcript is spliced from 5 exons.
UUUACGUCACAGACCAAUCACCGCUCUAGCACAGCCAGAGUCUCGGUCGCUUAGAAAUGACGUACUGAAUGUAAAAGCGUGUUCGCAUGGCAGCUGUCUGGAGAGGAUCUGGCAGACUUUUGUUGCUAGUGCAGAAACAUCACAGCUGUAUCUCUCUGUCUCAGAAUUUAAACCAAUUUGCAAGAAUUUCCCUCCAGUUUUCCACUGUGGUCAAUUAUCAGAAAGCCAUGACUGACAAACCCCAGACAUCAACUGAUCUGGGGCUCUACAAACCCCCUCCCACAGUCCGAGGAAUGACAGAACUGGUCCGGGCUGCUUUCAGUCAGACAGUCAGUGUUCCUGCCAUACGGAUACCAACCAACGUUCUCAACAAAGUGGUGAAGAGUUUGAAGAAAGUGGCACUACAGAGGCCAGGACUCAAACGGGUCGUGGAUGAACACAGUGAAGAUGGCAAUAAAGAUUGUAGUAAUGGAGAACAUCGGCUGCUGCUGUUGGACCCGAACAGCAUUACAUCUAGAGAUUCGUUUGGCAGUGAGGAGGCAGAAGCUCUGAAAGCAUAUGGGGUGCCUCAGGAGAUCCAGAGAUAUGAACUGAAACUGACCUAUGAGAACCUUAAGAGUGAAGAGAUACUGCGAGCUGUACUUCCUGAAGGACAGGAUGUGACGUCAGGAUUUAGCAGGGUGGGCCACAUCGCCCACAUGAACCUGAGAGACCACCAGCUCCCCUACAAAAAACUGAUUGGACAAGUAAUCAUAGAUAAGAACCCCGGCAUUACCUGCGUGGUCAACAAGACCAACACCAUUGAUUCCACUUACAGGAACUUCCAAAUGGAGGUUUUGGCAGGCGAGAGUAACAUGGUGGCAAAGGUACGGGAGAAUGGCGUAUUUUACGAGUUUGAUUUCUCUCGAGUGUACUGGAACCCUCGACUCAGCACCGAACACGAGCGCAUCGUUGCCCUCCUUCAGCGCGGCGAUACCGUAGUAGACGUUUUCGCCGGAGUCGGUCCGUUUGCGAUCCCAGCGGCCCGUCGAGGCUGCGAGGUCAUUGCUAAUGACUUGAACCCGGAGUCCUUCCGUUGGCUCCAGCACAAUGCUAAACUCAACAAGGUCGACCAAAAGAUAACAUCGUUUAACAUGGAUGGACGGGACUUCAUCCGGGGACCGGUCCGGGAGCGUCUGCCUGCUCUAAUGAAGGGAUCACAAAAGAUUCAUGUGGUGAUGAAUCUCCCUGCGCUGGCUCUCGAAUUCCUUGAUGCUUUCAGAGGUCUGCUGGGUCCGGAGCCAGACCAAAGUCUUUCCUGCCAGGUUGACAACCUGCCUCAAGUGCAUUGCUACGGGUUCUCCAAGGAAGACGAUGCACAGAGGGAUGUAGUGGAGCGGGCGGAGGCGAGUUUAAAGAUUUCCCUGCAAGGACGGUGUUCUGUACACCUGGUGAGGAAUGUGGCACCUAAUAAGGAGAUGAUGUGUGUGAGUUUUACCUUGCCUAGAGGGGUCCUGUACGCCACACACACCCAAGAUAGAGACAGUUCAGACGAGCCGUGUCCUAAGAAACAGAAGUGUGAGGAUUUGACAGACUGAAUAAACUCAGUUUGUGUGUUAAUUUUCCUGUUAAAAUGAUUUAGUAUUUUGUUCUUUUAUUUUUUUUUUUAAAUAAAUUAUCAUUCCAUGAGGGUGAA